Messenger RNA from Microdochium trichocladiopsis, 1080 nucleotides. RefSeq names its product 3'-phosphoadenosine 5'-phosphatase. The coding region runs from base 1 to 1080 and encodes 359 amino acids. Gene Ontology annotation, biological process: sulfate assimilation; phosphatidylinositol phosphate biosynthetic process. The record is from RefSeq and is a predicted model, not a curated record. Lineage: Eukaryota; Fungi; Ascomycota; Sordariomycetes; Xylariales; Microdochiaceae. Gene Ontology annotation, molecular function: 3'(2'),5'-bisphosphate nucleotidase activity. The transcript has a single exon.
AUGUCGUACUCCAAAGAGCUCGAGAUUGCCCAAUUGGCCGUCCAGCGUGCCGCCAUCCUCACCAAGCGUGUCUUCCACGAAAAGGCCAAAGGCACCGUCUCCAAGGACGACAAGUCCCCCGUCACCAUUGGCGACUUUGGCGCGCAGGCUCUCAUCAUAGCUGCCCUCAAGGCCAACUUCCCCGACGACGAGAUCGUCGCCGAGGAGGAGGCCGAGGGUCUCCGCGGCGACGCCACCCUCCGCCAGACCAUCUGGGACCUCGUGCGCGAGACCAAGCUGUCCGACGCCGCGGCCGAGUCGGCCCUCGGCGGCGCGAUCAAGUCCGACGACGAAAUGCUCACCAUGAUCGACCACGGCAACUCCCAGGGCGGCCGCCGGGGCCGCAUCUGGGCCAUCGACCCGAUCGACGGCACAAAGGGCUUCCUCCGCGGCGGGCAGUACGCCGUGUGCCUGGGCCUGCUCGUCGACGGCGAGGUCACCGUCGGCGUGCUGGGCUGCCCGAACCUCCCCGUCGACGACUCGGUCUCGCUCGACGGCAGCAUGGCCUCGGGCCAGACCGACGAGGAAGGCAGCAAGGGCGUCCUGUUCAGCGCCGUGCUCGGCCAGGGCGCCACCUCGCGGCCCCUGACCACCGGCGCCCUCGCCCCGGAAGCCAAGUCCAUCUCGAUGAACCCCAUCUCCGACACCUCGGCCGCGUGCUUUUGCGAGUCCGUCGAGGCCGGCCACUCGUCGCACGGCGACUCGGCCCAGAUCGCCGCGCUCCUGGGCAUCACCAAGCCCUCGGUCCGCAUGGACUCCCAGGCAAAGUACGCCAGCAUCGCCCGCGGCGCCGGCGACAUCUACCUCCGCCUGCCUGUCAGCGCCAGCUACCAGGAGAAGAUCUGGGACCACGCUGCUGGCGAUCUGAUCGUGCGCGAGGCUGGCGGCCAGGUCACGGAUAUCACGGGUAGCCGGUUGGACUUCGGCGCUGGUCGCACGCUCAAGGAGAACAAGGGUGUUGUCGCGGCGCCGGCGGCUGGCCACGCCAAGGUGCUUGCUGCUGUGCAGGAGGUCCUCGGCAAGAAGGCUGCCCAGAUCUGA